CUUGUUUGUGAGGAGGGGAGUGGCGACGGUCGGAGCGCGUGCGGUGGCUGUUGGCGCUGCGCGGACCCGCAGUGAAGGCAGUCCCAGUCCAGCCCGAGCUCGAGCCCGGGCGGGAGAGAACACAGAUCGUGAGAUGGCGAGCGAGGUUAUCAUGUUAGCGAGGGGCCUCGCCAAGUUGAGCCAGGCCAUCGUGGAAAUGCAGAGCGCCCAGCUGCGUCAGGCCAUAUCUGGAGGCGAGUCACUGUCUGCACUCAGGAGCUGGCAGGUGCUCACCGAAGAAAGCUUCAGUGCGGCUGUGGGGAAGGUCCAGGAUCUCGGCACACAACAGGAACGCAUCUCACAGCUGGAUGAAGAUUUGUCUUCGGAAUGGAAUCUCUCCAGCCCGGAGUCCUGGGCACUGGGAACAGAUUGCUCCUCCGUCCCCACCGUAGCCUCUCGGGGACCAUCAGGCCCUAACCCACCGUCUUCGUCCGACCAGGUGCAGGGGAUCACGGGGGAGGGGAGGCUUUUUACCGAUAGACACCAGGACACUAACAGGUUGUUUUCGGGGCUGGGACAGAGGAGAGCAUUUCACCAGGACCACGGUUCGGUUGGGGGCUUGACUGCCGAAGACAUUGAGAAAGCCAGAGAGGCGAAAGUCAAUCCCACGGACAAACCUCACCGACAGAUGCUGAGUGAGCGAGCUCGCGAGCGGAAGGUGCCGGCAACGCGGAUUGGGCGAUUGGCCAAUUUUGGAGGUUUGGCUGUUGGUCUCGGAAUUGGUGCCCUGGCAGAAGUGGCCAAAAAGAGCUGGAGGCAUGAAGACCGAACAGCAGGAGGAAAGGCAGUGACGGACGGCAGCCCCUUCCUAUCAGAGGCCAAUGCAGAACGAAUUGUUAACACCUUGUGUAAGGUGCGAGGAGCUGCCCUGAAGCUGGGUCAGAUGCUCAGUAUUCAAGAUGACGCCUUCAUCAACCCACAGCUGCAGAAGAUCUUUGAGCGUGUGCGACAGAGUGCUGACUUCAUGCCUACGAAGCAGAUGUUGAAGGUGCUGAGCAAUGAUCUGGGUCCCGGCUGGAGAGAUUUGCUGGAGUUUUUCGAGGAGAGGCCUUUCGCUGCAGCAUCCAUCGGGCAGGUUCAUCUGGCAAAGCUGAAGGACGGGAGAGAAGUGGCCAUGAAAAUCCAGUACCCUGGAGUGGCUCAGAGCAUUGGCAGUGAUGUGGACAAUCUGAUAACUGUGUUGAACAUGAGUAAUGCACUCCCUGAAGGUCUGUUCCCUGAGCACGUGGUGGAUGUGAUGAGUCGCGAGCUGUCCCUGGAGUGCGAUUAUGAAAGGGAAGCUGCCUGUUACAAGCAGUUCAGGGAGCUUGUGAAAGAUGAUCCCUAUUUUUAUGUCCCGACUGUGAUUGAUGCGCUGAGCAACAGGCACGUGCUGACCACUGAGCUGGUGCCUGGAUUCCCCCUGGACAAGGCUGAGAACCUGAGCCAGGAGAUCAGGAACGAGAUCAGCUACAACAUCCUGCGUCUGUGCCUCAGGGAGCUUUUCGAGUUCCGCUUCAUGCAGACAGACCCCAAUUGGUCCAAUUUCUUCUAUGACCCUGAGACCCAUAAGGUGGCGCUGCUGGACUUUGGAGCAACCAGAGGCUUUGAUGAAGAUUUCACCAACCAUUAUAUAGAGGUGAUUCGGGCUGCAGCCAAUGGAGACAGAGAGAAGGUGCUGAAUAAAUCAAUUGAGAUGAAAUUUCUGACUGGCUAUGAGACUAAGACAAUGAAAAAUGCUCACGUUAACGCAGUGAUGAUUUUGGGAGAAGCUUUUGCCUCGAGCGAGUUGUUUGAUUUUGGGGCUCAGAGCACAACCAAGCGCAUUCACGGCCUGAUCCCCAUCAUGCUGAGGCAGCGGCUCAUCCCACCCCCGGAGGAAACCUACUCCCUUCAUCGUAAAAUGGCAGGCUCCUUCCUGAUCUGUGCCAAGCUACAGGCCAAGGUGUCUUGCAAGGAUUUGUUUGAGGCUGCCUAUGCCAAUUACUGGAGCAAACAGUCUAACAAAGGCACCAGCAACCAAUGAGGAGAGUGACCCAGGGAGACAGAGACAGGAAAGACAGGUGGUUGGACCAGUUGGUCAAAGUAUUCCUAAUUAGAGAGCUGGUCCAAACGUUACCAGUUAAUAGUCACUAGACUUGACAGUAAUCGCCAGUGAAGCGCUUUGAGGAGUUCCGACAUGAAAAGGCGCUGUAUUAAAUGUGAGCAUUAUUUUUCAAACAUUUCUUCAUCCCAUUUCCUGUUUAAAGGAAUUGUGGCUACAAAGAUACAAGGUACUGCAUGAGUGAUGCAGUGAAUCUUUGAUGGAAAAAGUUUUUUUCUCAGUGGGCAUACAUACAUAGGGGAAAUUUAUUGUAUUAAAAAAAUCUGAAUUUGUACGAUACUGCAGUGAGAAAAUAAUAAGUUACUGGAUAAUUUUAGUGGGAAUGGGGUUCAUAAUAGGGUGGGGGGGGGCAGGGAGAGGAAGGGGAAAAGAUUUGCAAAGGAUUCAGAAAUAGACCGUCACCCUGGCCUCAGGAACUCCACUCUGAAUAAUUUCAGACAAGCUGAUGUCAGAGUUCCUGUGGGGUUAAUGGUGGGUUUGGAUAGAUAGGAUCUGCUGCAAAUCCAGGCUGCAAAUUGCGUGUCUUAGAUCUCAGUGCACAAUGACAUUUUUUUAUUACCUGCUACUACGCUGAUUCAAUAAAAGCAAGCUGGUGGUUUAAA
Molecule: messenger RNA, 2724 nt
Organism: Callorhinchus milii (elephant shark)
Lineage: Eukaryota; Metazoa; Chordata; Chondrichthyes; Chimaeriformes; Callorhinchidae
Gene: coq8aa
Product: coenzyme Q8A, genome duplicate a
Exons: 15
Coding region: 134-2044 (636 amino acids)
Biological process (GO): ubiquinone biosynthetic process
Cellular component (GO): extrinsic component of mitochondrial inner membrane
Molecular function (GO): kinase activity
Source: RefSeq, a predicted model, not a curated record